AUGUUCUCAAUACCGCAGCCGCCUCAGAUUAGUGAAACAAGCCUCGUUGAGGGGUGCCCGAUAGUGCAGCUGCAUGACUCUGACCUUGAUAUUGAGAAUCUGCUCAGUAUGUUGUACGAUUUUAUGGAGUAUAGUGCCCUUCCGAGUGCCCAUGGCGGUGUGAGCCUCCUGAAGAUCGCGACAAUGUUGCGUUUAGGCUGGAAGUACGAGUUCAAGAAUUUCUGGAAUGAGGGCCUACAUUUCUUAAGCCACGACUAUCCCGAUACGUUGGAAGGAUGGGACGCGCUUUAUCAAAAUGAGUUCAAUGGCAUCAACAGUCGACUAAUUGACAAUGUGCUAUUUAAAAUACGCAACGUCUCGAUGACAUUGGACGUCAUCGCUCUGGCCUAUGAGAUGGGCAUCAAAUCCGUUGUCCCUGCAUUCUACAUGUUUCUUUUGAGGUACCAUGGUGGUUCUCUUGCCGAAUUACAAGGAGCGUUUGAGAGCGGCAGACGUUGGGCCACCUUUGCUCUCCCCGAAACAGUUCUGGAAAGUCUCCUCCAUGGACGAGAAAAGAUUCAUGACGCCCUUGUAGAGCUCCCACUCGGAUGGCUACACAGUGGAACCUUUCCCACAAAGUUCGAGGGCUGUACGUCUCCUAAGACAUGCGAUGCUGCGCUGAGCACAGUGGUCCUGACUGUGCUGAGAGAAAGUGUUGGGUCAAAGAUGCGUUUCUUCACGAAGAAGCAAUCGGCGACAGAAUUGACGAAGGAUUUUUGUAAGGAGUGCGCAUCGGCAGUGCUGACUUUACAUCAUGAGGGGAGAGGGGCUCUUUGGAGGCUCUUACCCGAGUUUUUCGGGUUGAAUGAGUAA
Cyclocybe aegerita is the source of this 852-nucleotide messenger RNA. The record is from the annotation of a GenBank genome assembly. Lineage: Eukaryota; Fungi; Basidiomycota; Agaricomycetes; Agaricales; Hemipholiotaceae.